AGGCUCCUGUUGAACAAACAGCAGGGAUUCUUACAAAUUAUAAUUCAUCUUCUGGGAUGUGGAAACGUAAAUUAUCGCUGUGGUUGGUGGUGAUACUACUUGGCAGAGUGGCAUCUGUACCACCCUCAUCAUGUGCAUUCGAUGAUGGUUGGUGUCAAUGGCGACCUCAGAAUAACUCAGGAAACUUCGAAUGGCAUCUUGGGCACGGUCCAACUCGAGACAGAUCCUCGGGACCAGAUGGCGACCACACAACGAAAUAUGGAAAUGGUAGCUACAUUUUUAUUAGAGGAUUAGACGCUGGUCGUAAUGCUUCCUUGAAAGCUAUUGUCGAGACAAACCUUGAUGCAACUUCCGAUUUACAAAUGUCGUUUUGGUAUUUUAUGAAUGGAAUUGGUAUCGGUAAUUUAACUGUAAACAAAGUCGAUGAUGAUGGUACAAAGACUGAACUUUGGAGAAAAGAAGGACGACAAGGAUCCGAAUGGAUUCAAGCCAAAGUCAGAUUACCUCGGGGAGAGUUCAUGAUACGUUUGGAGGCCUCGGCACGUUUAUUUUAUGGUAGUGACUUAGCUGUGGAUGACAUAGAAUUUUCAUCGAUUAUAACGACAACAACCUUACCUCCAACAACCAUGCCACCCUUCCGAGCACUUCCUGUUGGCUGCGACUUCGAAUCGGGUUCAUGUGGCUGGGAGCUCCUUCCUUCUCUAGGAAAUACCGUUGGCUGGAACAUUACUUCCGAGUCUUAUUAUUAUAAAGAAAAAAUGUUAAUACCUGGAGAUAUGUCCAAUAACCAAGGUAAAUAUUUGCUUUUAACUAACUGGGAUAUGGGUGAAAAUGGAGACGCAGCUCAAAUUGUCUCGCCUGUUUUGGAGAACGUUGGCGGCGCCUGUUUGAGUUUUUAUUUGUACUUGCCGAGUACUUCAAGUGGUACGUUAUCCAUCUACCAGAAAUUGCUACCAUCAAUGGAACUCGUCUUACUACACGAGGCAGCAUUUAGAAGACCGCCUGGCUGGAAGGAAGUCAAGUUUACCCUAAAGGAGUCACGCUAUUUUCAGGUUAUAUUAGAAGGAUCUUAUGCAGGAUAUCUAGGCUCUGUGAUCGGCGUAGAUGGCGUCACAAUAAAAAAUGGAGAAUGUAUAUUCACUACCACCCCUGAAACAACAACAACAACUACUACUACUACAACAGCGCUACCGACAACGUUUAGUCCCUUGCUAACAACAGCUGCUAUAAACUCCAAGACAACAGUUCAGAAAAUGUCUUCGUUAUCUUUAACCCCAGAUAUAGAAAACACUUCACCAAAACGUACAACUGAAUUAAAGAAUUUAACAUCACAGGUAGGUACAUCAUCUAAACCCAGGACAACGCAAGGUUUAUCAACUCUAUCGUCAUCAGUGCCUUCACACAUGCUUACUUCAAUACCAUGGUCAUCUACUCGGACAUCUUUUACGACACCUACACUGACAAGGUUGACUCACCAUUCCACAGCAGGAUCAUCAACAGUGAACUUAUUUCAUACAAAGCCUACUAAGACCUUUUCGUCGCCGGACAAAUCAUCGUUGGUUCCAUUAACUCAAGUACCACAAACUACAACGAAUUCUUUAACACCUGUAUCGUCAGAUAUGGCUUCAAAAUCAAUAACGCUCUCACCAUCUCAUUCAUCUACAAACACACCAUCAGAGGGCAAUACCCAGACGCCAACACGAACACACUCAUUUACGGUAAACGCAACAAAGUCGACACCAGAAAAUCCGACUUCAUUAUCAACAUCGUCCUCGUUGUCAUCGCUAACUUCAACGUCUGUAAUUUUAUCAUCACUUUUAACAAACAUUUCAGCAAUGAUUUCUAAUUUCCAGCCAACCGCAUCAAUGAAAACAACGACUAUGAGCAAACUCAACACGUCGGAAAAUCGCACCAUGCAACACACCUCGCCAUUAUCAAUUCAAACGCCCGAUAAGAAAACUACAUCAUCGAUAGAGACCCAAACUUUGAGUGGUUCUACGAAUUCGUCAUUCACAACAAGACUACCAACUUCUACAACAAUAUCUUCAAGUUCUACAACACAUCAAACCUCCCCGAGUUCGAACCUUUCACCAGAAUCACAUAAUUUAGCCGCAAGAGAGACUACAGCCAUUGUUCUUGGUGUUUGUUUGCCUGUCAUAUUAUUAGUAAUAUUGUCUGUGAUUGUACUGAUAUGUAAAAAAGACCACUCAAAGUCAAGUUCAUUUCAAAACCAAAAAACCAAAAAAAAAAAAAAAAAAAAACCCAACCCAAAUAAUAAACAAACC
Molecule: messenger RNA, 2285 nt
Organism: Ostrea edulis (European flat oyster)
Lineage: Eukaryota; Metazoa; Mollusca; Bivalvia; Ostreida; Ostreidae
Product: MAM and LDL-receptor class A domain-containing protein 1-like
Exons: 10
Cellular component (GO): membrane
Source: RefSeq, a predicted model, not a curated record